GAACGCGGCGCUGACGUGCCUCCAUUUUGUGUGGGUCGGUCCGUUUCCGUGUUUCCGAGCAGGGACCGAUUAAACGGUAUCAGCGGGGAGUAUGGCUCUGCUCGCAGGUCAGGAGUGCGGGUAAAGUUUUCCGUAGCUGCCUGAAACUGUUAAAACUGUCUCCUAAACGCAUUCAGCGGUUUGCUUUGUGAGCUGUAUUAUCUCGGAGACGUCUUGUGGGGAGAGCCAGACAGCGCCGACACUGACAGCUGGGAAGUAAACAGCUAACAGCUAACGGCUAACAGCUAACGGCUAACGGCUAGCUCCUGUGUGACCGCCACUAGCUGAGCUGGUAAACCGUCGACAGCAGGCUAACGUUAGCCGGCUAACCUGUGAGUGUUUUUGGUGGCGUUAAGUUACAUCACCGCGACCUGCCAGCACCCUCCCAUCCUAAUUUUUUGUCAAACUGCUCCGACCACAGAUUGCCACAACGGCACUUUCCAUUCAUGUUGUUUUGGAGGGCGAGACUGUCAGACCUCCUCUUCUUCGAGACAGGGACUCAGUGUGUGUGUCGUCCCAGCUGAGACGGUGAAGUCACCUGCCCUUACCCCACACAGAGAGGUGCCAACAGAGGGACAGGAUGCCUAUUCCUCCCCCUCCCCCCCCUCCCCCUGGACCCCCGCCCCCACCCACCUUCAAUGAGGCGAACACGACUCCCCCCAAACUGAGCUCAACGGAGGCGAAGGGCAGAGGAGCUCUGCUGUCUGACAUCUGCAAAGGCGCCAAGCUGAAGAAGGUCACUGCGAUCAAUGAUCGCAGUGCUCCCGUUUUAGAGAAAUCAGGAGGAGGUGGCGGAGGAGGAGGAGGAGGUGGUGGUGGAGGUUUGGGAGGUGGAGGGCCAAUGGGAAUGGGGGGCCUUUUCCAAGGAGGUGUGCCAAAACUACGCCCAGUUGGAGACGGUCCAGCAGGUGGUUCAGUGGGCAGAUCCGCACUGAGGCCCCCGGGGUCCCGACCCACGGCCCCUCGCCCUCCGACGGGCCGCUCCACAUCGCCUUCCCCAGCCAACAAGCCCUCUCCAUCUGAGCACCAGCGCUCCCACCGGCCCUCCCUCCCUGACAUCUCCCGCCCCUCCAGCAGCAGCAGCUCCACAGGCAGUGGGAUGAAGCACAGCACCUCCGCCCCGCCCCCUCCUCCACCCUUCAACAGGGGUGUUCGCGGCAACGCUCCGCCUACCCCCAACCAGAAAGCACCUGCUCCACCUUCCACGUCCUCCUCUCACAGCAGAGAGAAGCCCCUCCCCCCAACUCCCAACCGAGGUCCCGCCCCUCCCAGCUCCGUGAAGCCGCCGCCGUCUUCCAGCAGACCUCCAACAGGUGGCUCCUCCGCUCCCCCGCCUCCCCCGCCCUACAGACCUCACACAUCUGUUGGCGUCUCCAAUGGGCCUUCCUACAUAGACGGGGGCGGUGCCCCGGAGCUGCCACAGAGGCACAACUCCCUGCACAAAAAGCACACAUCAGGAGGCGGCAGCCAAGGACGCAGCCACGCCCCUCCACCUCCUCCUUCACCUUCUCCAUCCUCUCAGCAGGCCGCCAGACCACCACCACCUGCCAGAGAGCCACCUGGACGCAGAGCAGCUCCCCAGGUGCCCCCUCCCGGGUCUCGUAACGGCACUCGGGACGCGCCUCCUCCCCCGCCCCCGUACCGUGUCAACAGCUCUGCCAUCUCAGAGUCCCACAGCCGGGUGGGAAAACCGCCGCCUCCUCCAUCCUCUUCCUCCAUCUCAUCCUCCUCCUCCCGUACCCCGGCCGGGCCCCCUCCACCUCCCCCGCCCAUCAGGAACGGCCACUCCGUCAUCUCCUCCUCCAAGUCCAUCAUUGAUGAUUUUGAAUCCAAGUUCAACUUCCACCCCAUCGAGGACCUUCCACCUCCAGAGGAGUACAGACAUUUCAACAAGGUCUACCCCAGCAAAAGCAACAAGGCCAUGAUGAGAGGAGCUCCUCCGGCGCCACCGGUGGGGAGGUGAACGGGUCUCAGCUCAGGACUUGAACUCUCAGUCUGCCGACUCUGUGGACGGUCAGGGGGUGAAGAAGCACUCGAAUCACAGCCACACUACAGCACAAACACACACACACACACAGAUUUAUACAAACACUAAACCACCAGCCUGAAGCACAGUGGCCAAAAAAGUAAACACUACUACACCACGCAGGUUUGACACUACUCAGCGUCACUUUCUGUCUUUGAGCGAGAGAAUAAAAACCACUCGGAGGCGAGAAACAGACUCGACCUUUGUGACUGUGACCACCUCGACUUCUCCUCUGCUGACUGGACGUGGAGGCUUCUGUUCGACGCUACAUAUCAGGACCAAACUCCAGACACUUCCAAACCUGUGCAUUCCACCUUUUUUUAUGUAUAAUCAGAAUUCUGAAUAACUUCUUUCAUUUCCUUUAUUUUUAUUCUUUUUUUGGUGUCAGCAUUAAUUUGUGUGGGGAAAAAUUCAACACUGAAUGGAAACUCUUUGAAUUUGUGUUUGAAUUUUUAGCAAAUGAAUUCCACUCGAGUCUUCCCUUAAAACUGGUAAUGCCAUGAAUGUGGGCGUAUUAAUGGAUAUUAUGAUGAUGAUGAUUAUUUCUUUUCUUUUUUUUUUUUUGUUUUGGUUUAAAUCUUUGAUAGCCAUUCCAGCAGAGUGCCAGGUGAGGGUGCGUUCGAAUCAUCUCUCUGUCUCAGUGUGCCAAAAGCGGGUGGAGUGAACUAAACUGCAGUGAGGACAGUUUCCACAUUUGUUUUUUUAUAUAAAACUAAAUUCUCUCUUUGAUCGUGGACAGAAUAAUUACAGAGUUUGCCAAGCGAUGACAGAAGCCUUACCUGGUUGUUUAUUUUUACAGUCAGGUGGACUGUUGUUUUGUUUUUGUUUUUUUUUUAAACCCUCUACUUUCCUUUAUUUUUGGGGUGUUUUCAUUUCCAUCUUCAGGCGAUGUUGCACGGCAGCUUAACUGCUAAACCGAGACACUGUGCACGGCACUCAUUAAUGCACUUAACACAUCAGGAUUCCAUUCACAGCGAUGAAACACAAAACAAAGCGAAAACAGCAGGAUUCCUCCCUGAUUUGUCCCUGAUGUGUGGAACUGUAGUUCAGAUAGCCGUCAUCUUUCUCCAGACGCACUGUGGCUUCUGUGUGGGGCCGCCACGGAGCCCAACACUAAAUUAUUAUUUGUUUACUGGACCAGGUUUUGAUGAUUUUAGCCGUGGGUUUGUUUGGGAAGAGUUUAUAAGGGAUCGUAUGUCACUUUCUACAGGAUUCCUCUUCCAGGGAAGCUCAGCUCCGUUCUGAGUCCAUGAUUUUACUUUUGCUGCUGGUUUGCCCUUUAAAGGACUGUUUGGCCAGAGGAAGACGUGUUGUUGUUAAAUUGCUAUGCAGUUUGUACAGAUUGUAGCUGGUAGCAGCUAACCAAAAAAAAAGGAACACUUAAGUGCCAGAGAACUGUUUAAGCAGAUGGAGGUUCUUCACUACACUUCUCUUUGAGCUUGACUCUAAAACACUAAUGACAUAGUCAAACUAAGAAACCAGAAUGAAAUGCUUGUUCAGGUCACUCUCCGUUCUCAGUGAUGCAGCGCCUCCUGCUGGUCCAUGCCUUACACAAACCUGUUGUCACACUCAUCGGUACCAGUGCUUUUUUUUUUCUUUUCUUUUUUUGAGGGAAGAUGACGACAACAAAGUAAAUAAGAAACAGUCUAUUUGAAAAUGCAAUAAAUAUUGUAUAUUUACAUUAAGGAAUAUGGUAAUCAUAGUUAUUGAUCUAUUUUUGUGUUGUAAAAAAAAACCUGUAAUAUAGGAAAGAGAAAUGAUUAAGAGUUAUAACAAUGUUCCAGUCGAUGAGCUUUGGUCUGAUAGAGCAGACUCUCUGCAGCACUUCUCUGGAUGUUUGACCGCAGGGGGUGAACGAGCUGAACGGUGUGUGUGAGGUUUUGCCAAAAUCCAGUCGGCGGGUGAAUGUGGUGGCGGUGACAACACAAAAAAAAUAAAAACAACAACGAAUGGAACUACACUUCCUGUCCUGGAUGCGCACUCACCUGGACACACAGGUGACCCGUCACGUUUGUCUCCCCAUGUUCUCACCUUGUUCACUGUGAAGAGCAGAAACCCUGAGGUCAUUUCAUGUUAAUCAACAAUGUUUUUAUCAUUUGAAAUAAUUUCAAAUAAAUGUAUUCCUGUCGGGGGAAAAGGG
Molecule: messenger RNA, 4205 nt
Organism: Toxotes jaculatrix (banded archerfish)
Lineage: Eukaryota; Metazoa; Chordata; Actinopteri; Toxotidae
Gene: wipf2a
Product: WAS/WASL interacting protein family, member 2a
Exons: 8
Coding region: 620-2002 (460 amino acids)
Molecular function (GO): actin binding
Source: RefSeq, a predicted model, not a curated record